Messenger RNA from Coffea arabica (coffee), 1035 nucleotides. The record is from RefSeq and is a predicted model, not a curated record. Lineage: Eukaryota; Viridiplantae; Streptophyta; Magnoliopsida; Gentianales; Rubiaceae.
AUGGUGGCGUCCAUUGAUAAGAAAGCCCACGAGCAUAAUUGCAUUUUCAAAUUGGACAUGAUGAAGGCUUUCGACAGAGUGUCGUGGUGCUUCCUAUGGCGCCUGCUCCAGAAGUUUGGUUUUGGUUAUCGGUUUAUUUUGCUAGUUUUGAAUAACCUCUCUCAGAGUUGGUUUUCUGUGCUAGUGAAUGGCAGGUCCAGGGGUUUCUUUCAGGCCUCACGUGGGAUUAAGCAAGGUGAUCCCCUGUCCCCUAUCCUUUUCAUCCUUACAUCUGAGGCCCUUAGUAGGGGAUUAAAAGCACAGGCAACGGAUGGCAGGAUUGCCCACUAUGCACUGCCAAAGGGCGGCAUUCGUAUCACGCACUUGUCCUUUGCGGACGAUGUUGUGAUUUUUGCUCGGGGGGAUAGGCGCUCUAUGGUGAAUCUGGUCCAUUUUUUAACACUCUACCAAGAAGGGGCGGGACAAUGGAUUAACAAGCAAAAGAGUUUCUUCAUAGCAUCCAGGCGGUGUAGCACGGGCCAAAUACGUCACAUCCAACACUUGACCGGCUUCAAACAGGGUACUUUCCCUUUCACCUAUUUGGGAUGCAACCUGUUUGUUGGCCACAGGAAAAAGGAAUACUUCCAGUUCCUGGUCGACAAAUUCAUUGCUAAGCUAGCGGCCUGGCAAACAAAGUUCCUUUCGCCCGGUGGUCGCUUGAUCCUGAUCAAACAUGUUCUCUCAGCCAUCCCAUCGCAAGUGCUGGCGGUCAUGGAUCCCCCCAAGGGGCUGCUCAAAUGCCUCGAAGGCCUCAUGGUAAAUUUCUUUUGGGGACAAUCGGAGUUGGGUCCUAAGCAUCAUUGGUGCUCCUGGAGGAACUUAUGUUAUCUGGUGAAUGAGAACGGACUUGGGGUGUGUUCUUUGGAAGACAUACUAGGGGCAUUCAGCUGCAAAUUGUGGUGGAGGUUUUGUAACUCAGCUUCCCUGUGGGCCGAUUAUAUGAGGUCUCGUUACCCCAUGGACGGUGGUGUCCAGCUUACGGUUUCACGAGUUUAG